Molecule: messenger RNA, 3629 nt
Organism: Penaeus indicus
Lineage: Eukaryota; Metazoa; Arthropoda; Malacostraca; Decapoda; Penaeidae
Exons: 9
Coding region: 125-1153 (342 amino acids)
Source: RefSeq, a predicted model, not a curated record
UGUCGAUGUCGUUGCCACCGUCAGUUGUGAUCUGAACUCUGUGGAGGAAGCAACACUCCUUGCUGGCUCAACGCUCUCGGAUAUUCUGCGCCAGAGGACACGCUCGGUGUAGGAACUCGGAAGGAUGCGACACCGCCUGAUGCUGACUCUUCCCGCCCUCACCUUCCUGGCGGUGGGCGUGUGGGGCCACGGGCGGCUGAUGGACCCGCCUGCGAGGAACUCCAUGUGGAGGCUCGGCUACCCGAACCCCGUUAACUACAACGACAACGAACUCUAUUGCGGAGGAUUCGUAGUCCACUACCAGCAGAACGGCGGGCAGUGCGGUGUCUGUGGCGAUAACUACGUGGACGAAGCACCAAGAUCUCACGAAGCAGGAGGUCUCUAUGCCAACGGAAUCAUUGGAAGGAGAUACGUGGCUGGACAGGUCAUUGACAUCGAGGCAGAGCUAACCACAAACCAUAAGGGCUACAUGGAAGUUAGACUGUGCCCGAAUAACGACCCUAGGAAGAUUAUCACUGAAGACUGUCUCAAGCAGUACGUCCUCCCUCUCGAAGGCACGCAGGAAACGCGCUUUGUCAUUCCUCAGGAGAGCAAGAAGUACGAGAUCUUCAAGUGGAAAGUCAAACUGCCCGAAGGAGUCACCUGCAGCCACUGCGUCCUGAGGUGGAAGUACUUCGCAGGAAACACAUGGGGCGUGAACCAAGAGGGCCUGGAGGGCGUGGGUCAGGGACCUCAGGAGACCUUCAUCAACUGCGCCGACGUCGUCAUCAACACGCAGACGGGCGGCUUCGCAGGAUAUCCACAGGAGACCAACGAGGUGGACAACCCUUGGGCUCUCUACUACAUAGGCAGCUUCCCUGAGGGUAAUCAAGACUCCAAGGAUCAGCGCCCUGGAGGACUCACACCGCUGAUCAUUAGAUCGCAGGUGUGUCUCCCAAUUGAUCCUCUGAGGGGAUUAGAGAGUCUAAAUGAUUGGUGCAAGACGAACUGCCUGAAGUACCCUCCCAACUGCGACCCUAGGAUCUGUAAAUGUGUUAACGAAUGUGAAGCCAUUGGCGAGUUCGCCAAGCAGCCCGGAGCCGACAUCUACUGCCACCAGAACUGCCUCAGGAACCCUCCCAUCUGCCCCGAGAAUAGGUGCAGGUGCUUCUAAGAGAGGUUCGAUCCUGUCGCCUGGUGUUUCUUGAUGAUGGGAAAGAGAACGUCGACGGCGGAGACUCUCGCAGUGAAUGUGACGGUAGCUGAUAGUGCGGUGAUGAUAAUUAUUGGUUUUAACUGUUGCUGUUGUUGUUACGACUGCUUGCGCUUUUAAAUGGCAUUAUGUUUAUUGUUGUUCUUCUGAUAGUUGUUUAUGCUGUUGGUCACUGUUGUUUGCUAUUUAUGUUACCUGUAUUAAUGGUAAAAUGAUAAUAUUGGUAACAUUAUUUUUAUCGUUAUUGAUGUUCAUGCUGUUACUGUAUGAUGUUAUUGCUAUGAUGAUGAUGAUUAGCAUUAUCGUUAUCAUUAUUCAUUAAUAUUCUAUUAAUGAUGCUGUUGUUGUUGUUAUUGUUAUUAUCAUUACUGAUACCAAUAUCGUUGUUAUUAUUAUUAUUAUUAUUAUUAUUAUCAUUAUUUUUUUAUUAUUAUUAUUAUCAUUAUUAUUGUUAUUAUUAUUAUUAUCAUUAGUACUUUAAUUAUUAUUCAUGUUAUCAUAAUUGUUAUUCCUUUUAUUAUAGUCAUUAUUAUCCUUUAUUAUUAUCAUCAUUAUCAUUAUCAUUAUUAUGAUUAUUAUUAUCAUCAUUGUUAUUAUUAUCCUUACUACUAAUAGUAUGGUUAUUAUUGUAUUAUCAUCAUUAUAAUUGUUAUUAUUGUUAUUAUUAUCACUAUCAUUAUUGCUAUCAUCAUAUUUGUUAUUAUUAUCAUUAUUAUUAUUAUCAUUAUCAUUAUUAUUAAUACUGUUGGUAAUAUCUUUAUUAUUGUUAUCGUUAUCAUUAUUAUUAUCAUGAUCAUUAUCAUUAUUACUUCUAUCAUGAUUUCAUUAUUAUUAUUAUCAUUAUUAUUAUUAUUAUUAUUAUUAUUAUUAUUAUUAUUAUUAUUACUAUGAUUAUUAUUAUUAUUAUUAUUAUUAUUAUUAUUAUUAUUAUUAUCGUCAUCAUUAAUAUUACUAUUAUUGUUAUCAUCACCACCAAUAUUAUUAAUGUUAUCAUUACUAAUAUCAUUGUUAUUAUCAGUAUCAUUGUACUGAUAAUAUUAAUGAUAAGAUCAUUGGUAUUAUCAUCAUUGUCAUUAUUGUAAUCAUUAGUAUUUUUGUUAUUAUUAGUAUGAUUUUUAUAUAUUUUUAUCAUUGUUGUAAUCUCUAUUAUCAUCAUCAUUAUUAUUAUUAUUAUUAUUGAUUCUAUUGUUAGUAUUUUCAUAGACUUGUUAUUAUCAAUUUUAUAAUUAUUAUCACUCUUGCUAUAGUUAUCUUUGUUAUCAUCAUGAUCCAUAUUGUUACAUUAUUAUUCAGUUCGUUAUUAUUAUCAUUAUUAUUAUUAUCAAUGUCAUUUCUAUGGUUAUCAUUAUCAUAAUUGUGAUUAUCAUUACCACUAUUAUUACUACUGCUUUUACAAUUAUCAGCAUUAUCGUCAUUACUAUCGCUGGCAUGAGCAUUGUCACCCCUGUUGUUAACUGAUCCCAUUUACUGCCUAGCCUUUACGGUAAGGGCGGUAAUCCAGCCAUCCUUGUGUACUGUUUUUUGCUGAGAGAUUGGUCUACUUUGUUGUUUUUUUUAUCUAUUGCUUGAUUUCUGGCAGGCUUGAUAUCACAUAUUUUGAAAGCUAUGUCAAAGAGGCUGGGAAACGCCGAACGGUUUGGUUAAAAGACAAAAGUAAACCUCGUGUGUUAGGAAACCUUAGCGUAUGAAUUUAUAUAUAUAUAUAUAUAUAUAUAUAUAUAUAUAUAUAUAUAUAUAUAUAUAUAUUCAUAUCCGAUAAUCAAUGUAGAUCGUGUUGGUAUUGUGUAAACUAGAUUUUAAUAAUGUAGAUCAGUAACAGAUAGAAUUCACACAAAACAGUGUAAAACAGCGUUGGCUAGGGUUAGAGAGAGAGAGAGAGAGAGAGAGAGAGAGAGAGAGAGAGAGAGAGAGAGAGAGAGAGAGAGAGAGAGAGAGAGAGAGAGAGAGAGACAUUGAUGACGCCAUCUGUUGCUGAUCGAUGGCACUAAAAUGAAACACUCCUGGGGAGUAUGUUAAGCAUCUUGACUUUCCCUUCUUGAGUAUUAAAGACUCGUUGUGCAGAGGUCGUUUUCCCUUUGGUAAUGGACCAGCCCUGACUUUGUAUCCAUUACUUGCCUUUUACGACAUCUACGGGGUUGAGACCGUGCCCUACAAGGGGACAAGAUACUCUUGGUAUUUCAGACAAGUUGCUUUGUUGUUAUGGAGAUCAAACAAGUUUUGCUUGUUGCUUGUUAGUUAAAUGAUGAAGCUGUUAUCCAGCAUAUUGGAGCUCUAGCCCUUUUUCCAAGCCUAAGCAUCAGUUCAAAUAGAAAGUCCCUUGCUUGUUAUGCUUUUUAUUAGUUAUUUAUUGUAUUGUGUACAGCUAUAUGACCUGGUCGGUCCCCGUUACUGUUGGAUGAAUGUACCCUUAUUUAUUAAAUUCAGACGAACAGCACAA